GAAGUGAGGUGGAGAAGGGCCAGUGAGAUGGGCCAGUGAGGUUCCCCAUCCUAAGAAGUGAGGUGGACAGCGCAUGGGAGGGGGCCGGUGGGGAAGCAGUGGCAGCAAGCUCCCAGAGGCGAGGCUUGCGCGCCUGCCCCCGCCCUGGCCCCAGCGCCCACCCGGUAGGCCCCGGCCCAGCCAUGAUCAAGGCCAUCCUCAUCUUCAACAACCACGGGAAGCCGCGGCUCUCCAAGUUCUACCAGCCCUAUAGUGAAGAUACGCAACAGCAAAUCAUCAGGAAGAGUUUCCAUUUGGUGUCUAAGCGAGAUGAGAAUGUUUGUAAUUUCCUAGAAGGAGGAUUAUUAAUUGGAGGAUCUGACAACAAACUGAUUUAUAGACAUUAUGCAACACUAUAUGAGCUUGGCAUUUUAGAUCGAAUUCAAGUAUUUGUGGAAACAUUAGACAAAUGUUUUGAAAAUGUCUAUGAACUGGAUUUAAUAUUCCAUGUAGACAAGGUUCACAAUAUUCUUGCAGAAAUGGUAAUGGGGGGAAUGGUAUUGGAGACUAACAUGAAUGAGAUUGUUACACAAAUUGAUGCACAAAAUAAACUGGAGAAAUCUGAGGCUGGCUUAGCAGGAGCUCCAGCCUGUGCUGUAUCAGCUGUAAAGAAUAUGAAUCUUCCUGAGAUCCCAAGAAAUAUUAACAUUGGUGACAUCAGUAUAAAAGUGCCAAACCUGCCCUCUUUUAAAUAAAAUAUUAAAAAGGCCACUCCCAGAUAAAAUCCAGAGGGAAAGUCAUCUAAGUUUACCAUGCAGUUGUUUACCAAAAAUAGAGGAGUCUUAACUUGACUCUUGGAUUGAAGUCAAGGUACUGUAUAGAAGCUGCAUAAAAUCAGCAUGAAAGUUCAGUGUUGCUUUUCUUGCUCAGUGAUUUUAAAGGAAUUGAAUAGUUCCCGUGUGAUUUUUUUUUUCUUUUCUCAAUUGUGUUCCUAUGCCCACAUAAAGGCAUGUCUCUAU
Molecule: messenger RNA, 998 nt
Organism: Onychomys torridus (southern grasshopper mouse)
Lineage: Eukaryota; Metazoa; Chordata; Mammalia; Rodentia; Cricetidae
Product: AP-3 complex subunit sigma-1-like
Exons: 2
Coding region: 183-734 (183 amino acids)
Biological process (GO): protein transport; Golgi to vacuole transport
Cellular component (GO): intracellular membrane-bounded organelle; AP-3 adaptor complex
Source: RefSeq, a predicted model, not a curated record